Cheilinus undulatus (humphead wrasse) is the source of this 5344-nucleotide messenger RNA. RefSeq lists its product as uncharacterized. NCBI's taxonomy places the organism in Eukaryota, Metazoa, Chordata, Actinopteri, Labriformes, Labridae. Bases 110 to 631 code for a protein of 173 amino acids. The transcript has 4 exons. The record is from RefSeq and is a predicted model, not a curated record.
GCUGCUCUGCAUAUCAGCAGAGGCUCUGCUCCACCUCAGGACAUCGGUUAACAUCGGGUGAUACCCUGCUGUGAAGGUUGUUCAUCUGAUCGGACAGCUAUCAGCCGCCAUGGAGCUGCAGCUGUUCGCCACGGCCUGUCUCCUCUUUGCCAGGAUAACAUUGACGCAUCAAACGACUCACAUGAACCCAGUGUCUACAUUUCUGUUCGCUCCUCGUGGGCCUCAGAUGUUUCCAUGCCUAACGUACUUGGAGAGAAACGUCAGGGUGGAUUGUGAGUUUCCAGAAACCUUCCAGGUCCCUGGUCCUUACUGUGAGUAUCGUCAGGACAGCCGGCUGGUGGGCAGCACCUACCCCAACGCCGUCAUCUAUGUUUCCGUUGAGGACCGAAGGAGAAGCAACGUCAGCCUGGUCAAACCCAACCUCUGCCGCCUCACCUGGGCGCCGCUGGCAGAUGAGAGACCUUUCACGUACACCUGCAGGGUUUACCAGGGAAAUUCCUGGAAGGAGAACAGCAUGGCCAUCCAUCACAGGAUUCUUCCAAUCUGCUCUGCAAUCAGCAUCAAAUCAGUGCCGUGGCUUUUAUCCCUGGUGAUGUCACUUCCUUUUGCUGUGGGUCUUCUGAAUCCCUGACCUGUCACUUUCACCUGAUAAUAACUAAAUGGACCCUUUUCAUAUGAUCUGUGACUCACUCUGGUUUGAUGAUUGGUGAUCAACUCUGGUUAUUUUCAUUUUUCAUUUAGGUAGAGAACAGAAGCCAUGAAAACCUCUGAAAAAAUAAAAUGAAAAGUUGAUGAUAAACUUUAUAAACCUCUCAUUUAGACUCAGACACCUCUUUUAAGAGGGGGAAUGAUAUAUUUUAUGUAAGGCUACGUUCACACUGCAGGCUAAAGUAACCAAGAUCAGACUUUUUAGUGCAUAUGUGACUGAAAUCUUUUUGAAAUGGGGCAGACAUGGGAGAUAUCUGAGAAUGGAAGUAUUAGUAUAGUAUAAGAAUACAGCUGCAGUGUCAAAGAAAAUGCAAGAACCUUAAAGCCAGGUUUGAAGAAGUUAAGGGUGGCUGUGUUAUAGCUCUGCAAGAGACUGAAACUCUGGAGAGUGGACCGAGUUCAGUUAACAGCCACAAUACUGACUUAACAAGCUGUCUAUCAGCUGAUUAUAGUGGCCUGUUGCAUGAGCUAUGCCUAAGUUCUAUGUUAAGUUAUGGUGUAAAGGCGCACUAAACCCUACACUGAGACGAGUUUUGUUCUAGGUUAAGUAGCAGCAAUGUUUGGAUGCACCCAGUGUUAAGUUUUACAGCUGUUUUUAACUUUUUCAUAUUCCUACAAUUAAAAUACCUUUUAGUUUUAGUCAAAUUUUGAGUAAUUUUUAUUCUGUAACAUUUUGGUCUAAAUUUAGCUCACCAAAGCUCGAAAACAUUUAAGCCCAGUUUCAUUUAAUAAAAAAUAAAUAUUUACUCAUGACAUCUAAAUGUAAAAGACUCAUAAUAACACACUAUCAAUUUAAAUACACUGAAGAAAUACCUUGAUUGCUCUCUACCAAAUCUCUGCUUGCGUUUUUACUAGGGCUGUCAAGAUUGAGUUAAUUGCAAUUAAUCAAGGUCCACAAUUUUGUAGUUGUGAUUAAUGCUUAAUUGUCCCUUUCAAUACACUUUGGUUAAGGCACAUCAGCAUCUAUCUGCAGCUACAGUGAUGUGAAGAAAAAAAGUCAGCCACUGCUUCUUAAAGUCUCAUUUCACUUUUAAAAUUUUACAGACAGCUCAGUGGACAAGUCAAAUGUCCUCUAAACCUUUUUAAUGUUCUCUUAUUUUAUUUUCAAUCCAUAACAAUUUCCUUUUUCUGCAGUUAAGAUCAUGUUAAAAUUUUUGAUGUACCAAUAAAAGUAGGUCGUUAUCUAAAAUGAAGUCAGUUACCCUUAGUUUAAUCAGGAGAGACUUAAAACAAGUUUGACAAUAAUUUAUUUUACAAAUUGAAUGAAAGAGAAUUUUGCAAAGUCCUUUGUGAUUAGCCUGCAUCGUGACGAUAUCAUAUAUUUAAAGGGGUAGUGAAGCAAGCAGCAGGAAUAGGACACCCCCCCUUGGAGUCAAGACACUGGUGGUGAUGUUGAGAGAUGCAGGAUAAGAUGAGGUGUAGACUUCUAAGAAGCUGCCCAGGAACAGGAAUGCAGGAUAAGAUGAGCAGGAGACCUGUAAGGAUCUGGACUAGAUGCUGAAUAACUGAAUGAAGGUGGCUGGGGUGGAGGAGGGUGGCUUGCUGACUGUGAAAGAGAGAAUGACAGAUUUAAAAUCUGACAGGUGCAUGAUGAUUGGACAAAUGAGGUUGUGGCAGAAUCUGAUUAGCUGACUACAUAGGAGAGUGAACGCCCAUAAUCAGCUGAUCGUCAGAGCAGGAAGACAGAAAGAAUGGAAAAAGGAGAGAUGUGAAUGAGUGGUGACUGAAGAAUGAGCAAAAACAGUCUUCCUGCUUGAACUUUCGCUGAGCUCAAUUUUAACAUAUUAGAAAAAUAAAAAAUGAGAUGCAAAAUAGUGGAAUUUUGAAAUGCUAUAAAAAGGGUUGUGAUUAACUACAGAAAUACUGAGAUUUAGUGCGUUUAAGAAAUUGAUGUUUUGACAGCCCUGGUUUUAACUUCUUUAUGCACAUUGGAGCAAUAUCAUAGAUUUUAAAUGGCACACAGUCCAAAAGUAAUAUUUGAGUCUUGUUUCAGUCUCCUUGAUGAAAACUAAACUUACUUUUCCUUAGAGAUUUUAAUUUAAAGAUUUUUUCUUAGCCAGUCUCAGUUGACUUAGCUGACUUACACUCUUGUCAUAGUUUCAGCUGAUGAAGUUAAUGCUGUUUCUACCACAGAGAUAAAUGAUUAAUUUUCACUAGUAGAUAAUAGCGUCCAAACUAACCAAAAUAUUAUAGAAAUCAUGAUGUAUUCACUUUAUCUGACGAAUCAUUACACAGCAUAUUUUGAUUCAGGGUUUUUUUUUUUUUUAUAAACCAGUGCUGCUUCUUGUGUUGGAUUGUCUCUCGACAGAAUAACAGCUGACUGUCAAGUGCUGUUAAUCCAAAAUCAGUUGAGAAAAUGUAUGAAAAAUAUGUCAGAGUGAUUAGGUGAUAAGUAAAGCCCACAUCUUGAAACUACAGCCCAUGGAAAACAACAAGUGGAAUCUGGUGGUAAAAUUGCAAAUAACAUAAACACCAUGGAAAAUGCACUGCUGACACCAAAAAUUAAAAUCCUUUGUACUUUGCCAUUCCCUGAGUUAUCCAACAUUUUAAAAUCAUCACUAUGGUAACCAUUUUAAUGGAGGACUUUAUAACUGCAAGGAGAUAGAUUUAAUAUUUAAGCCAUAACUUCAGCCUACAUUCAAACUAUCUCAACUGAUGCAACACCUAAUAUGUGAGCUGAACUCAACUCUGUUGUACCUGUAGUUUGUACCUUUAAACUAGGAUAUGUUUGAACUGAGCAGGUGCAGCUAAUAGCUUAAAUAGUUUACUUUCCUCUAAUGCUAGAAAGACAAACCUUCCUUAUCCCAGUCGAAAUUCUGCUGCAUGUAUCGGUCACUUCAGGACUGACUCCAAUACAGACCGCAAUUAAAAAGUAAUGUGAACAUCCAUCUAUCCAUUAUCCAUUUAUUACUGAUAAAGCUUUAGGAUGAUACCCCUUCAGAAGAAGCUAAUUCAAACCAUUGAUACACGUGCUGUUAUUAUGUGCAAUGCACUCUGGGUAGCGAUGCCAAAUAGUUGCAUGCUUCUUCCUGUGGGGUGUUGCCUAAAGCCGUCUCAAUUUUAACCUGAUUAGUACAAUGAGGAAAAGCUGGAAGAAGACCAAUGCGGAACAAUGCUUUGCACAACAUACUGCACAUAUAAAAGACACCUAAUCUUAUAAGAUAAGGCCACUAUGUCUUUAUGGAAAGGGUUCCUUUUAAGGCCUAUGUAAACAAAUACAUUGAGUACAAAAAAAUCAGAUCAGAGUAAUAAAUCUGAACAAUACGACUUGUAGUGUGAACGUAGUCUAAGAAACCUCAUCAUCACCACUCUACCUUGAACGACAUAGUAGCACAAUAGUAACAGAGGGGAUAAGAAAGCAUAACUUUACAAAUAAAGGCAACAGUGAUCAUAGUUGAUUUUUAUUAUAGUGUCUCUAUGAGGUCUCCCUUGUAAAUAAGAUUAACUUUGACCUUUCCGUGUAAACAAUAAUUUUGUCCAAAUAAAGAAUUAAUUUGUAUUUUUUUAAACAGAAAAAAAAGCUUCCUUUAGAUUUCUAUUGUACCUUAUUGCUGUUCAGAGUGCUGACAUCAGAACAACAGAGAAUGGAGAGCAGAUUUAUUGGCUUCAACGCGAACGUUCAGUACAGUAAAGAAUACUAACAAUGCAGCUUAAUACCUGUCAGCUCAACUCCUUCAGUUAUUCUUAUUUAUUAAAAUUUUUGCUCUUUACAUAUAAAGCAUUAUUAGAUAUGUAUCCAGAAUGCAGUUAAUCCACUUAAUAAAUAUUGCUCAAACACUGCCUUCCUCUGCUAUCCAUGCCAGUUCCCAACACCUUCAGCUCAUCAAUCAAUCAAUAUGUCUGGAAAUCCAAUCCCCAUAAGAGGUUCAUAGAAGUAAACAGGCUUUUUCACUACUAUAUGGUGCAAUGUUAGAUUAUCUCCCCAUAAACAGCAAUAAAACAGUUCUUAAUGUGAUUGGGAUGAUUGUUUCUUACUUGAAGACCUUUGGAAAAACACAUUCAUGUCUGUACACUGUGUUUCACUCGGUGCUUUGGUGCUCAUUUCUUGCAGAAUAAAAACACGUGCAGUUUUAUGUUAGUUUGCAAAGUGUGAUGUAGGCAGAGGUUAUAACUUUGCAGCUGUAAUGCAUUUGGAGAGCAUGUUUAUUGUGGAGUUUAGGUCAUAUGUGAUAAACAGGCAGAUGCUAUUUGUAAUGAUGACAGAAAUUGUGGGAAUGAUGUUUUGCACUGUGAAAUGUCACAGUAAUCACUCUGGUGCUUCAAACUGAUAUUGCUCUCUCUUGAAGGCCUAUGUGUAGAUAUGCACAAUAAUAUAUGAAGUAUAUGAAUGAAUAUUCAAGCUUUGAGUUCUUAAAGCUGCGUUUGAACUCCUGUGGACUCUCCUGCUUAGUUUUGCACUGAUGCUAUUGUAUUUUUUACUAUAAUGCAACCUUUUUUUGCACUAAUCAUGUCUGUAGCGCACAUCUUUUUUAAUUUUGCUGAUAUUUUUUAGGCUACAGCUUAAUAUUGUUUGCAAAUGAAACUUGUUAUAAAGAGGUCUUUAUAUUUUUCAGAUAGACAGGUCAGCUUGUUCUGUUCCUUUUAGUCUGUCACCAAAGGUGUAUGAAAUGCUAUAGCAAAACUAUAGUGACUAAUA